UGCAUUCCUUGUUGACAGUUUGGCCGGUCGGUGGAAUUCGGAGUGCACCACACCUCGAUAAUCGAAGAAAACUGUCAACAUAAUCUUGAUUUUCGGCUUCGGCUCACUUACGUACAGGGUGGCUGAUGAAUUUUGCUACUUUAAGAAACUCAAAUAAUUUUUUUUCAGUGUAUGGAAUUCAUUUUUCUUUUAUUCAUGUUAAAGCUCAUUCAAUUUUAUUAAAUAUAGCUUAAUUAGUUUUAAAAAUAAUGGAAUUUAAAUGCCCCCUGCUCGUUAAUGCAUGUGCGGCAUCUUACCAAAAAGUUGUUCAUUACUGCUUGGAGAGUUGAGACAGGAAUAGCCGCAAUUGUUUUCGAAUGGAUUGCCUUAGUUCAUUCAAAUUUGUUGGUUUUGCUUUGUAGACUUCCUGUUUGCAAUAACCUCACAAGAAAAAGUCAGGUGCAGUAAGGUCAGGCGACCUGGGUGGCCAACGGAAUGCGGAGUUUCUGGAUAUCAGCUUAUUGGGAAAUUUUCGUCGCAAUUCUGUCAUAACAGGUUGGGCUAUGUGAGGAGCUGCACCAUCUUGCUGAAACCACACAGAGUUGAAAGAAAUUCUCAUUCGGAGUAAUUCUGGAUAGAAAAACUCUCUCAACAUGCUCAAGUAACGGUCUCCAGUAACCGUAACGGUGUGACCGUUUUCUUCGAAGAAGUAGGGCCCGAUAAUGCAUGGUGAUGAAACUGCAUACUACACUGUGACACGAAGUGGAUGCAAUUCCGUCUCAUAGAGUAUCUGUGGGUUGGAAGCACUCAAUAUUCGACAAUUUUGUUUGUUUAUGUUGCCGUUUAAAUCGAAAUGGGCCUCGUCAGACAUGAAAAGACAGUUCAACAUGUUUCCAUCCUCUUCCACCAUUUGAAGCAUCUUCUGGCAAAAUUCCAAGCGAAUCGGCAAGUCUUCAGCGUUCAGUUUGUUAGCCAUUUGAAUUUUAUAUGGGAAUAAGUCCAAAUCUUUGUGCAUAAUUGACUGUAAUGACUGUCUGCUUACACCCAUUUGAGCAGAUAAGCUUCUUGUCGAAACACGUGGAUUGUUUUGUAUGGUAGCAGCUACAGCAGCGACUGUUUCCUCCGUUUGAACUGAAGGGUUUCGAUGGUAAGGUCUUCUGUUGACUGUCCCAUGCUCAGAAAAAUUGUUUACAAGUCUCAUUAUGGUCCAUCUGCUCGGAGGAUUGCCGCCAAACGUGCGCCUAUACUCUCUUUGAACCGAAACUACGGACUCCAGUGCGUGAUAGCGGCGGACAAUCCAAAUUCUUAUUUCAGUGUCCCAGUUAUCCAUUUUUGUUAAAUGUAAAAGUCUAUCUGCAAAAUAAAAAGAAAAAUUAGCCAGAUUCAUUAAAUAGAAAAAAAGUUAUUUAAUUUUUUUUUGGUAGCGGCUUUCAUCAGCCACCCUGUACUAUAUUCGGCCGAUUGAUCGUCCGUUUGUGGGUUGUAAGCAAAUAUCCAUCCCUGGUAAUAAUAAGUUUCAUGGUAUGCAUUGUUUCACAGUUGUUAACGCCACUCUGUUUUAUUGAGUGAUUUUGAAACCAACCGUGGUUUCACUUUCCUUCGGCUAUUUCAACGCUGCCGAUAAGAUCUAUGACUGUUAUCGUCGAUUAUCAAUCACCAAUUAAAAUUUAUUGACGUGCUGAUCAUCAGUUGAUAUUGAUGGCCGUCCUGAACGUGAUUCUUCGUCAACGAGUUAUCGACCCUCUUUGAAUAAUUUGUACAAAUCAAAAAUAUUUCCUCGCGACAGACAAUCAUCACAAAGGACCUUUUACAACGUUUCGGCAUCAGAAAUUUGAUGAAUAAUUUCACUUGUCGUAAAAAUACUUUAUGUACUCAACACUAAUGAUUAUUUUGAUAUGACCUGUGGCACAAAUAGUCAUACCAACCUAGGAACCUAGGAUUUCGACGAGUGGGAGAUGGCGCAAACAUCUCAGAAACAAACACGUGUUGUUGCUCCCGUGUUUAUUCCCAGUAAUCAUCUGGACCCAUAUUUUAAUAAAACUCGCUCCCGACCUGUUGACAAUCUGCCAUUGAAAACUUCAACACUAUCUAACGACAAGACUGAUAUAGAAAUUAUAGUAACGAAUCCUAACUAUCAACCAACGGCAUAUAUGACUUCACGACCAAAUACAACUCGUCACAAACUGCUUCGGGAUUUAAGUCAUACAGCAUUAUCGUCAAAUGAAGAGAUUUACACCGACCGUAGUAAAUAUAUAGAGCUUGAAACAAAACGGAAAAAAGAGUAUCAAAGGGAAUUAAUGGAACAAAUCGUAGAAAAAAGGCGUACUGUUCAACUUUUACGAGAAAAGGAACGUAUGGAGGACGAAGCUUUAACAAGGCGUUUACAAGAGCAACUUAAAUCAAUUCAUUUGGAGGAACAAUUGGCGAAUGAAAACAUUUUCACUGAAAAGGAUACGAAGAAAAAUCGGCUAAUGAGAUCUCAACUUCUUGUUAAGUUAGAAAAUGACGCUAAUAUGCUAUUUGACAACAAAAGUUUCGAAAAAGGGGAAAUCCCAGCGGACAUUGGCGAUGGAAGUUUAAAAAAUAGCAAAUGCUAUGAGAGGGGGGAUGCAAAUAAAAAUAAAGUUUAUAAAUAUUUUAGUAAUUCAACUCGCCAAGACAGCCACCAUUAUAACAGUAUGAGCUCGUAUACAAAUAUAAUUCCUGCCGAUAAACAUUUGGCUGAAAAAGAAUGUUUUCACUUGAGUGAAAAAAUUUGCUCGAAAUGUGAUGAACCGUUAAAGAGCUAUGAAAGGUGUUGUCUAUAUUGCCAAGAACGACUUUAUACAAACCAAAAAGAACGUGGAGAAGUUCAAUCAAAGGUUAAAGACAAUGUCAUUUAUGUGUGUGAUAAACACAGUUUAAGAAUUGACAGUUUGACAUAUGAAAGGGAGAAUCGUAGAUCUAGUGAAAAUUUUCAGUUUGAUGAAAGUGAUAUGGAAAAAUAUACAUACAGUUUUGUAUUAGUUUGUCAUAAAUGUGAACGAAUAUAUAUAGCUUGCCAAAAUUGCGUUGCAAAAAAAGCCGUUUGCCGAGCCUGUCAUCGUAAGCUUAACAUUUGCAUGAGUUGUAGACGAAAUUUAUGUAAUAUAUGCAUGAAUGAAAUAGCUACGGGCCAGAAUACGAACCGAAUACAUACGAUUGAUACGCAGGCUAAUAAAGAGGUUGAAGAAAACCAUUUAAAGCAAGGCGUGGAUUCAUUUCGCAUACUUAAUUUAAAUACUACUGCCCCAAACAUUGCUGAAGAUGGUUACAACAGUUCGUUAAUUGGUACCGUUGCUAAAGAUACACCAUGUCAUCAAAUUAAACAUAAUUUGGGGGAUGAGAAGCCACAAGUUCCUCAUUUGGAUAGUAUUGAAGUAAAGAAUUUUUAUUUAGAUGAAGACGAAAAUUCAUGCAUUGACAGUGUCCGCACCGAAACGGAUAAGCAUCUGUCUCGAUACAUGAAAAAUUAUGGUGAUGUUGCCCGAUUGCGGAUAGACAAAGAAUGUAGCAAAAGCGAAUCUCGCCAUUGUGGCACACAAACAAUCAAUUCCAACUUGAAGCGGCGUGAUAUUAUGCUGAAAGAGGAACAUAAUUUGUCGAUGCCAUUGCUACGAGAAAUGCCAAAAAUGACGAGAAAGCAAUUAUUAAAUUGCCCCGAAAUAGACACAGCACAUAGAAGACGGAAACUCAAUUGUAUCGAGCAGAAGUGGGAGGUUCCAGCCGUACAGAAGUGUAUUAUUACUCAGAAUUCUCAUACCCUAACUGAAGUGGGCGCUAUAAGAAAGCAACUACAAGCUGAAUGUCUGAGUGAUGCGCAAAUUUAUUAGGUUUUAUUUAUCAAAGUGGUAAUUUCUAUAAAUAUUUUGGAUAAUAAUUCAAAUUUGUACUAACUGUAUGAGCUUUAGAAAAUACAUAUAUCAUUUAUUUUCUACCACAAA
This is a messenger RNA of Bactrocera dorsalis (oriental fruit fly), 3941 nucleotides long. RefSeq lists its product as hypothetical. The transcript has 7 exons. NCBI's taxonomy places the organism in Eukaryota, Metazoa, Arthropoda, Insecta, Diptera, Tephritidae. The record is from RefSeq and is a predicted model, not a curated record. Bases 1935 to 3830 code for a protein of 631 amino acids.